This is a messenger RNA of Bradysia coprophila, 2157 nucleotides long. RefSeq names its product NAD kinase-like. Gene Ontology annotation, biological process: NADP+ biosynthetic process; NAD+ metabolic process. Gene Ontology annotation, molecular function: NAD+ kinase activity. The record is from RefSeq and is a predicted model, not a curated record. Lineage: Eukaryota; Metazoa; Arthropoda; Insecta; Diptera; Sciaridae.
UUCCAUUCAGUUAUCACGCGAAUGACCGAACAAGUGGUUGUUGUGAGUUGUACAUUACGCGAUUUCGGUAACGAUUCAAAAUAUUUUUUGUUGGUGUUACGAAUAUAAUGUGAUCGCGUUAAACACACACACGUAUAACUUAACAUAUUCAUCAUACAAUAUAAAACGCAGACUGUAGCCACAGUUUGCAAAAAAGAAAAGAAAAAAAAACGUAAAGAAAUAUCGCACACACAAUUUUUCCGAUAAAACUUGCUCUAAAAAAGCGCUUUUAUUGUCAACUAUCAUGUCAUGCAAGUCAGAUGUUGAUCUUGCGACUCUACACAAAACACGUCUAGAAGAACGAGUUCACUAUAAGCUGUCAUGGUGGGCUCGCCGAUUUAGCGAAAAACAAAAACAUUUUAAAAAUCUAAAGAAUUUGGUUGUUUGCGGUGAGUCGACGUCAGUGUCGGGCGAUUGUGUUAGUAAACGUGAGACUGAGAUAAACAAUGAGGCUGAGGCCAGACUGAUCGAGAAUUGUUCGAAUGAUAAGGAAUAUUUUGGAACAGAUGUGUGCAGGAGGCGUCGUUCUGGUACCUGGCCGCGUACAAGAAGUUUAAAUGCACCAUCCCCUUCGCAACAAUUUGGACCAUGUGGACGUAUAAUGAAAAACUCCGCUAUGGUCAUGCAAAUACAGGAUCCAGCAAGCCAACGCUUAACGUGGUAUAAGACUCCACUUGCCGUUUUGGUUAUCAAAAAAGCACGGGACCACACAGUACUUCCACCGUUUAUUAAAUUGGUAGAAUGGUUGAUGCAUACGAAAAACAUGGUUGUGUGGGUCGAAGAAGCUGUCCUGGAUGAUCCAUUGCUGGUGUCGGACAAUAAAUUUCAUGUAAUCAAAGACAAACUGGUGACAUUCAGGGAGGAUAAAGACAAUCUAACAGACCGAAUAGAUUUCAUUGUCUGUCUCGGUGGCGAUGGAACAUUAUUGUACGCAUCAUCAUUAUUUCAACAAUCCGUUCCUCCUGUGAUGGCAUUCCAUUUGGGAUCACUUGGGUUUUUAACACCAUUCCAAUUUGACAAUUUUCAGGAGCAAGUUACAAAUGUUUUAGAAGGUAAUGCGACUUUAACUCUAAGGAGUAGAUUAAGAUGUAUAAUUGUACAAAAGCAUCAAGAACGCAAAGAGUCUGAUGAAAUAAAUGCUCAAAUCGAAUACAAUGCCGUUAACAAACCAGCCGCCAAUAUAUUAGUUUGUUUAUUGCAAUCAUGUCACAUCUAUAUCGUUGCUAAUUGUUGGUCUAUUCAGGUUCUAAACGAAGUAGUAGUCGAUCGUGGCCCAUCGCCGUACUUAAGUAACAUAGAUCUGUUCUUGGAUGGAAAACACAUAACGUCGGUGCAGGGCGACGGAUUGAUUGUAUCAACACCUACUGGAAGUACAGCAUACAGUGGUUCGGCUGGUGGCUCAAUGGUACAUCCAUCAGUGCCUUGUAUAAUGGUUACACCAAUUUGUCCACAUUCAUUGAGUUUUCGACCGAUUGUCGUGCCGGCCGGUGUGGAAUUAAAGAUCUCAUUGUCACCGGACAGCCGUAACACUUCAUGGGUAUCAUUCGAUGGCCGUAAUCAUCAGGAACUUUUGCAUGGCGACAGUCUACGUGUUACCACAUCCAUUUAUCCAGUGCCAAGUAUAUGCGCCCAGGACCAAAUUUCCGAUUGGUUCGAUUCACUAGCCGAAUGCCUUCAUUGGAAUGUGCGAAAAAGCCAAAAAGCACUGGACGAAUACGAACGAAGUGGCGAACAAAAUGAUUGAUGAAUUUUCACGCGUUUAAUUUGUUGGCCAACGGAACUAAUUGAAUUUAUUCGAUGAAUGAAGUGUGGCAAUGAAUUCCAUGUUUCAAUUAUUGUUUUUUUUUGGUUUAGAUUUCUACAAAUUAAAUUGUGAUCCGACGUGUAAGUUGCAAUAAAUUGAGAAUAGGAUUCUUGAUGAAUUUAUUGUUGUUUUGUACGAUGAGUGUUUUUUGAUUAUAGAUUUAGAACUAAAAAGUAUAAAAAAAACCUGUUCUUGUUUAAAUUUUCAUUUCUAUUUGUGAAUGUGCACUGGAAAUUAGGUAACUAAUUUUAGAUUCUUUUUUUAAAUGUAACGUUAACUGGUUGUAGACAAGUAUAAAAUUAUUUUUUGUACGA